AGAGCCGUCUCCGUUACUUCUCUCCUCUCUCCACGCGCCAACCUGACAUUCCUCCACACGUCUCAACCAUUGGCUUCAUUUAUCUCUCUCACUCUCUUUCCACUGCUCGCUUUACUGUUACACUGUAUUCGUGCCUCUCACACUCACACACGCUCUCUCAUUCUCUCACUCUCCAUCCCCUGCGCUCAUACCUCUGGACUGGUGUGUCUUCCUCUCCUGCAUGGACGUCUCCUCUGAGUAAACACAUGGUGGUGAAAGAGCAGGCUUUCACCACCAUGAACACCAUCAACACCACUGUCUCCAUCAGCACCAUCACUACCACUAUAAUCAGCACCAGCUUUACCUGCAGCUGUUUCAGCCUUCAGAGAAGAAUAGAGCGAGAGAGAGCGAGAGUAUGUGUGUGAAACAGAGCAAGUGAGGGAGAGCUCCACGCUGUGUGAAGCUGCUCAGCCAGCUCUGUCCUCAAGCUGUCCUGUGCAGUGCUGUCUAAGGGGAUCCUCUGGAAAAGGGACUGCACAACGCUUCUACAGCUCUCUGACGAUGUGAUUGUGGAUACAGCAGCUCUGUCUGCAAGGAGACACAGUCUCUCCAUCGCAUGGUGGACAGACCCAAGAGAAACUGUCAACUAAGAACAAAGGAAAACAUCCUUUAUGAACAUCAACUUUGGGAUACCAUGAAUGUGUCUGCAGAGGCGCCUGGGAACUGGAACUGAUGUGGAUGGGACUGAGGGUGUAGCAGACAGAGUGGGACCGUCCCACUCACAUCUCCCAUGCUGCCCUCCCUGUGAUUGGCGAGACUGCUGGGUGGAGACAGUAGUGUCCCACAGUGGAACCUACCCAGAGUGUGUGUGUGUGAGGAGACCCAGGUGCCAGACUGAGCCCUGAGAUGUCACCCAGGACCAGGUGUGGAUGUGUGUCUGCUUGUGAACUGGCUCUGAUUCUCUUCCUGCUCCUGGGAGGACCAGAGGUCAGCCUGCAGGGCAGGGCGCCAGGCAGACACAGGAACAAGGGAGGAUCUCGUCUUCGUCAGGAUGACUCCCCUCCCCGGAUAGUGGAGCACCCCUCUGACCUCAUUGUGUCCAAGGGGGAGCCAGCCACCCUCAACUGCAAGGCGGAGGGGCGUCCUGCCCCCACGGUGGAGUGGUACAAGGACGGGGAGCGUGUGGAGACGGACCGGGACAACCCCCGUUCCCACCGCAUGCUGCUGCCCAGCGGCUCCCUCUUCUUCCUACGUAUCGUCCACGGCCGACGCAGCAAGCCAGACGACGGCAGCUACGUGUGUGUGGCCCGUAACUACCUGGGGGAGGCAGUGAGCAGAAACGCAUCAUUAGAAGUAGCAUUGUUGCGUGAUGACUUCAGACAGAACCCCCAGGACAUGGUGGUGGCAGUGGGGGAGCCUGCCACCCUGGAGUGCCAGCCUCCUCGUGGGCACCCUGAGCCCACCACCUUCUGGAGAAAAGACAAGGCCCGUCUGGACCUCAAAGGUGAUAGGGUCACGGUACGCGGAGGGAAGUUGACCAUCUCCAACACCAGGAAGAGUGAUGCAGGGAUGUAUGUGUGUGUGGCCACCAACAUGGUGGGGGAGAGAGACAGUGAGACGGCUCAGCUCUCUGUGUUCGAGAGACCCACGUUUGUCCGUCGGCCGGUGAACCAGGUGGUCCUGGUGGAGGAGAGUGCGGAACUCAGGUGUCAGGUACAGGGAGACCCACCUCCCUCAUUACGCUGGAGGAAGGACGACGUGGAUAUACCCCGUGGCAGGUAUGACAUCCGAUAUGAGAAGGAGGAUUUCCUCCUGAGAAUCAAGAAGGCGUCGGCUGGGGACCAGGGGACCUUCACCUGCGUGGCCGAGAACCGUGUGGGCAAAGUGGAGGCCUCGGCUACUCUCACUGUCAGGGCUCGUCCUGUUGAGGCUCCCCAGUUUGUGGUGCGACCCCGGGACCAGAUCGUGGCUCAGGGGCGCACAGCCACCUUCCCCUGUGAGACCAAGGGCAACCCCCAACCCACUGUGUUCUGGCAACGAGAGGGCAGCCAGGAUCUGCUGUUCCCAAGCCAGCCAGCCCAGGGAGACAGCCGUGUGUCAGUGUCUGUCAGUGGAGAGCUGACCAUCUCCUGUGUACAGCGCUCUGAUGCAGGCUACUACACCUGCCAGGCCCUCACUGUGGCCGGCAGCAUCCUGGCCAAGGCUCAGCUGGAGGUGGCAGACGCAUCGAAAGACCGACCCCCGCCUAUCAUCCGGCAGGGCCCAUCCAACCAGACGCAGGCUGUGGGGGGUGUGGCCCUGCUGAGGUGCCAGGCGUCAGGGGACCCGGAGCCCACCGUCACCUGGCUGAAGGACGGCCUCAGUCUGCUGGGGAAGGAUCCUCGCAUGGCCCUGCUGGAACCUGGCAGCCUGCAGAUCCAGAGCACUAGGCUGUCUGACUCUGGGCUGUACACCUGUGUUGCCACCAGCUCAAGUGGGGAGACCUCAUGGAGUGCCUUCCUGGAUGUUAGAGAGUCCAGUGACCUCACAGACUCUAUGUCCCACAAUGCCAGUGCCCUCCCAGGGCCUCCGUCUAAGCCAGAGGUCACUGAUGUCACCAAGAGCAGUGUCUCGUUGUCAUGGGAACCUGGGCCUGAGGAGGGCUCACCGGUCACUUCCUACGUCAUCGAGGCCUUUGGUCAGCUGGUCAGCAACAGCUGGCAGACUGUGGCUGACCACGUGAAGACCACACAGUUCACGGUCAAAGACCUGCGACCGAACACAGUCUACCUGUUCCUCAUCAGAGCGGUCAACGCCCAGGGUCUCGGAGACCCCAGCCCCAUGUCUGAGCCUGUCCGCACACAAGACAUCAGUCCUCCAGUGCAGGGUGUUGACCAUCGUCGUGUCCAGAAGGAGCUGGGUGAUGUAGUGGCCAGCAUGCAUAACCCUGUGGUCAUCAGCUCUACCUCUGUCCAGGUCACAUGGACCGUGGAGAACCCUUCCCAGUUUAUCCAGGGCUAUCGUGUUCUGUACAGGCAGACGUCAGGCCUGCCCUCCCCUGGGGCCUGGCAGGUGCAGGACCUCAAGGUUCCGUCUGAGAGAGACGUGGCGCUGUCUGCCCUGAAGAAGGGUGUUGUCUAUGAGAUAAAAGUCCGUCCGUACUUCAACGAGUUCCAGGGAGCAGACAGUGAAUCAAUGACAGCACGCACCUUGGAGGAAGCGCCCAGCGCUCCUCCUCAGCAGGUGACAGUGCUGACAGUGGGGAACCAUAACAGCACCUCCAUCAGCGUGUCCUGGGACCCCCCUCCCGCAGAGCACCAGAACGGCAUCAUCCAGGAGUACAAGAUCUGGUGCCUGGCGAACGAGACACGUUUCCAUGUGAAUAAGACGGUGGAUGCGGCCAUCCGUUCCGUGGUGGUGGCGGGUCUGCAGGCGGGGGUGCAGUACCGUGUGGAGGUGGCGGCAGGCACCAGCACCGGAGUGGGGGUGAAGAGCGAGCCCCAGCCCAUCGUCAUAGGUGCAGAGCUGCGUGAUGUGAUCACGGGGGCGGAGGGCAACAACAGCAUCUCAGACGUGGUGAAACAGCCGGCCUUCAUCGCUGGGCUAGGAGGGGCCUGCUGGAUCGUCCUCAUGGGCUUCAGCGCCUGGCUCUACUGGAGAAGGAAGAAGAGGAAGGGCCUCAGCAACUAUGCAGUUCAGUCCUUCACCUUUACCCGUGCAGUGACGUUUCAACGAGACAGAGGACUGAUUGAAAAUGGAAGUCGUCCUGGUCUACUGAAAGCCGGUGACCCAGGAUUCCCCUGGUUGGCUGACUCCUGGCCCUCCACCAGCCUGCCGGCCAAUGGGGGCCUGGGAGGUCCCAAGGACCGGGGUAACUUUGGUCGUGGAGAUGUGCUACCCUCCGGAGUGGGUGAGAAGACGGGUACCAUGCUGUCUGACGGCGCCAUCUACAGCAGCAUAGACUUCACAGGCAAAGCUGGUUACGGCAGCCCAGCACGGGGCUUACAGGCCACACCCUACGCCACCACCCAGAUCCUGCAGUCCAACAGCUUCCAUGAGCUGGCUGUGGACAGACCAGACCCUCGCUGGAAGGCUUCCCUUCGAGCCCAGCAGGAGAUGGCAAACCUGGGCUACUCACUGACCGAUGGACGCCCCUGUAACGGGGGAAAGGGCGGCAAGAAAAAGAAGUCGAAGGGUGGGUCGAAGACCUCCAAAUCCAAUGGGUCCUGUUGGGUCAACAUGCCCCUGCCUCCCCCACCCAUGCACCCUCUGCCAGGCACCGAGGUGGACCACUACCCCCUAGAGAACCAUGGAGGAGGGUAUGACAGUGACAGCUGGGCCCCGCCCCUUCCUGUCCAGACUUACCUUCACCAGGGAUUGGACGACGAUCUAGAGGAGGAGCGAGUGCCCACCCCGCCCCUCAGGGGAGUGGCCUCUUCCCCGGCAGCAGCUACCUACAGCCAACCGUCAUCCUCCUCCCUAAGCUCCACCCACCACGAGGAGAUGCAGUCCAUGCUGCAGGCCCACCUGGAUGAGCUGACCAGAGCCUACCAGUAUGAAGUGGCCAAACAGACAUGGCAAAUGAAGGGCAGCCCACACCCGCCCAAGGCCCCUGUCCCUCCAAUGGGCUAUGUGUCUAGCACGCUGGGGUCUGACCUGGGGACCAACCUCCAGUGUGAGGAAGAAGAGGAGGAUGAAGGCUACGGAGUGUCACGUCAGCUCUGUGGCUUUGACUACACUGCUGGACUCAGCAUGGACAACCUGGAGGGCUCAGGUAAAGGGUACCCCCAGCGGGGUCGGCCAGGUAGCUCAGGCUCCACAGAGAGCAGUGCUCUGGGCACACAGAGCCUCGGUCACCAGAAGGCCACGCACACUGGACGCAAACCCCGGGCAGAAACUGUUGGGACGCUGCCCAGACGGAGAGACACCCCCACAGAUGCAGACUCUCCUGCCCCAGAGCAGGUCAACAGUGUGGGGGCCAGGCUGCAUGGUUCAUGGGCGGCCGGAGGCUCGGACCCCCCCUGAGGAGUGUAUGGUCUCCACGCUGGAGCGGCAGCACAUGGCCUCCUGGAGCGGCACACCCGCCAACAUGGGCACCCUGGGCAGGGCCCGUCACAGGGCUGGGGCUGGCAUUGACCACCCACACAACAGCCACAAUGGCCACCCGCCUCCC
Messenger RNA from Oncorhynchus gorbuscha (pink salmon), 5131 nucleotides. Its product is annotated as roundabout homolog 2-like. NCBI's taxonomy places the organism in Eukaryota, Metazoa, Chordata, Actinopteri, Salmoniformes, Salmonidae. The transcript is spliced from 27 exons. The record is from RefSeq and is a predicted model, not a curated record. Gene Ontology annotation, molecular function: protein binding. Gene Ontology annotation, cellular component: axon; plasma membrane. The coding region runs from base 886 to 4983 and encodes 1365 amino acids. Gene Ontology annotation, biological process: axon guidance; cell-cell adhesion.